UUUUUUUUUUUGCAUUAAUUUUAUUCUCGAUAAUGAACAACAUUGAAAGCACACGGCAGCAGCAACAGCAGCAGCAGCAGCAGCAGAAUGUACCUUCUUUGUCAAGAUCAGGCUCAACAACAACAGCAGGUCCAUCGCAUGAGAGCGAGCAUGUUUUCUCACAGUCGCAAUCACAGCCUCAAGGUCAGCCAUUCGACGCAGAGGGACCUCAUGAUGAAAAUGCAUCAGCCUCCUCAAGUCAAACACAGACACAGACGGCCAAUGCUGAAACAAUCAAAGGGCGUAAAAUGAUCAUUAAAAGAAAAUACAUCCAAAAGAAGCGAUCCACUGGAAAGACAGCGGACGAAAUAGCGCGAGAAAGACAACAACGAGCCAAAGACAUUGAAGAGCUAGCGAGUCAGAUUCAAUACGGACGGUCAUUAUAUGACGAUACUUAUGAAUAUAGAAAUGUCACUUUGCCCAAAAAUAUUGCAAGAUGGCUACCAAGGCCUUUUGAAAAACUGCUGAAAACAGAAGAGUGGUUAGAAUUGGGUGUUCGACAAAAAAGAUCUUGGGAGCAUUACAUGAUCUAUGGUAAAUGAAAUAUACAUUUUCUAGGAUAUCUUUUGAUGAAUGAGGCAUUGAUUUUAAUCCCCUU
Mycotypha africana is the source of this 637-nucleotide messenger RNA. RefSeq names its product regulatory subunit of cyclin-dependent kinase. Gene Ontology annotation, molecular function: protein kinase binding; histone binding; ubiquitin binding. Lineage: Eukaryota; Fungi; Mucoromycota; Mucoromycetes; Mucorales; Mycotyphaceae. The transcript has a single exon. Gene Ontology annotation, biological process: regulation of mitotic cell cycle. Gene Ontology annotation, cellular component: SCF ubiquitin ligase complex; cyclin-dependent protein kinase holoenzyme complex. The coding region runs from base 33 to 581 and encodes 182 amino acids. The record is from RefSeq and is a predicted model, not a curated record.